ACGUCAUUGGUGCCAUCAAGACACCCGACGCCCUUCGCUGGAUUGCUCUAGCGGUGCAACCUCGCAUGGUGGCAGCGCUCCAGUCAUGGCCUCAGAAGGGUAAAAUCAAAACAUACAAUGAAGUGAAAAAGCUGACAUGUGAGAAUAUUGGAAAAUUGUUUGCAAGCUUAGAAAAAGGGCCUACACUAGAUACCAUGAAAAGUUUGUAUGAGGGGGUUAUGCAAGGAAUCAGGGCUAUGCCACUGAAAUUUCCGGGAACAGCCUUUCACCACGCCUUUCAGGUUGGAUCAAAACGCCAUGUUGUGGAAGAAACAAUAAGAAUGGCAAACAUUGUUGUAUUUGUUUUUAGAUUAGUUUCAAAAGAGGUUGAAUUUCAAGGUUAUAAAAUACCGAAGAACCGGAAAGUCAUUCUGUGGCUUCGAUAUCUCCACAUGAAUCCAGAAACCUUUGAGGAUCCUCUGUGCUUUGAUCCUGAGAGAUGGAAUGAGCCAAUGAAGCCAGUUGUUUUUAUGGCUUUUGGUGGUGGGGUUAGAAUCUGUGCUGGAAACAUGCUUGCUCGGAUGCAACUUGUGUUCUUUCUUCGCCAUUUAUCAGCUGGAUACAAGUGGGAACUACUUAAUCCAGCUGCAGAGAUGCCUUAUCUCCCAAAUCCAAGGCCAGUUGACGGAGUUGAGGUUUCGAUCAGUGCAAUCUAGAAAGCUUGUUUAAUGUAGUGAUUAAACGUUUUGGUUGAAUGCAACAAUGUAAGAUAUAAGAUUAAUGACUCCUUUUGUUUCUGUCAUUUUUGUUUCUUGGAUUUUUAAUAUAUGGUACAUGAGUUAGGGACUCCUUGAAGUAGGAAAUGAUAAGGUCUUUGUUCUGGAAUUCUGGUUGUUGAAUUACUACUUUGUUCUAUACCCUCCUUGUAACAUUCUCUUCCUUUGUAUUUCAUCAGAAAUUCUUCUCUAUAUAAUAUGGUAUUAGAGUCUUUUGCAUCUCAAACACUUCUGAAAUUUUAGCUUGAAAAUGUCAUUUUCCGUUUUACUUUCAAGUUGUAAAUUUUCUUUUAUUUUUCCUUUCUGUUAGUGGGAAAGAAUUUGAGAAAGGAAAGGAUUAUCAAUCACAUUAUCCAAUGGUUGGUGAGGAUCAAUAUGAUGCACAUUGGCUGCAGGCUUACUAUCUUUCUGCAUCAUCUCAUCAGUGUGGGCUGAAAGUGAAUAAAAAGCUUCUUACUUU
Messenger RNA from Rubroshorea leprosula, 1215 nucleotides. NCBI's taxonomy places the organism in Eukaryota, Viridiplantae, Streptophyta, Magnoliopsida, Malvales, Dipterocarpaceae. The record is from the annotation of a GenBank genome assembly.